Entelurus aequoreus (snake pipefish) is the source of this 4135-nucleotide messenger RNA. RefSeq names its product bifunctional 3'-phosphoadenosine 5'-phosphosulfate synthase 1-like. Gene Ontology annotation, biological process: sulfate assimilation; 3'-phosphoadenosine 5'-phosphosulfate biosynthetic process. The transcript has 7 exons. NCBI's taxonomy places the organism in Eukaryota, Metazoa, Chordata, Actinopteri, Syngnathiformes, Syngnathidae. Bases 220 to 1188 code for a protein of 322 amino acids. The record is from RefSeq and is a predicted model, not a curated record. Gene Ontology annotation, molecular function: adenylylsulfate kinase activity; sulfate adenylyltransferase (ATP) activity.
ACUAGUAACAGGUAACUAACAAGUCCUUCACGUCAGAAUCCGCUGUGACUCGCCGCCCCGCCUACAACGGAAAUACGUCAUCACUUCCAUUGCGACGUGGCUUUUCCCGGUUCCUGUUUCUGAUCGCCUCUUCUUGGGUGAUACCUGGACGGGGAAGCCCGAUAUCGCAGCCACCAGAGCGCCCUGACAGCUUUAAAAAGCAGCGGCCCGGCGGACAACAUGGAGAUGUACGGUAACUCCCAAAAGAAACGGAAACUAAACAACGUAACGGAGAACUGGGACAUCGUGCCCGUUGACGCCAGCUAUGAGGUGAAAGAGUUGUACGUCCAGGAGAACAACCUGGACCUGGCCAAAGCUGACGCACAGAUGCUGCCCGCUCUUCAGAUUGGGAAGGUGGACAUGCAGUGGGUACAGGUUCUAGCUGAAGGCUGGGCCACUCCACUCAGUGGCUUCAUGAGGGAGCGGGAGUAUCUUCAAUGUCUCCACUUUGACUGCCUUCUAGACGGUGGUGUCAUCAAGCUGUCAGUGCCAGUAGUGUUGCCGCUGGCUUCAGAGGAUAGAGAGCGCUUGAACGGCGUAACAGCCGUGGCGCUGGUCUACGAGGGCAAGCGGGUAGCCAUCCUUCGCAACCCAGAGUUCUAUGAGCACCGCAAGGAGGAGCGCUGCGCUCGCCAGUGGGGCACCACCUGCAAGAACCAUCCUUACAUUAAGAUGGGGAUGGAAAGCGGCGACUGGCUAGUCGGCGGACACCUGGAGGGGCUGGACCGGAUCUACUGGAACGACGGGCUGGACCAGUACCGACUGACGCCCAGCGAGCUCAAGCAGAAGUUUAAAGAAAAGAACGCAGGGCUCGGAUGGUGGCCGGCGCCAACUUCUACAUUGUGGGCCGGCAUGCCCCACCCCGACACAGGAAAGGACCUGUACGAGCCCACCCACGGUGCCAAGGUCCUCACCAUGGCUCCCGGCCUAAUCACUUUGGAGAUUCUGCCUUUCAAAGUCGCCGCUUACAACAAGCUCAAAAAAGCCAUGGACUUCUACGAGCCCAAAAACCAUCAAGAUUACGACUUCAUCUCUGGCACACGCAUGCGCAAGUUGGCCCGCGAGGGGGGCAACCCGCCCGACGGUUUCAUGGCUCCAAAGGCGUGGGCCGUGUUAAAGGACUACUACAAGUCUCUGGAGAAGGCCUAAAGGUUCCAGUCAGGACAACGGAGCUGAAAGCCGAGGACACUGGGGUCUAUUGAUCUUUAAACAGGUGGAAGUUGUCACACAUACUGUACUGUAAAGUGUCACACAUACUGUACUGUAAAGUGUCACACAUACUGUACUGUAAAGUGUCACACAUACUGUACUGUAAAGUGUCACACAUACUGUACUGUAAAGUGUCACACAUACUGUACUGUAAAGUGUCACACAUACUGUACUGUAAAGUGUCACACAUACUGUAUGUACUUCAUUUGACCUUAGGAUAGAGGUACUGAAGACUUGGUAGGGUUGAGGUCAGGGAAAUGCUCAGUCAUUCACAAACCAUUAAUGGGGCGAGGGUCACCACUUUGUCAACAAAUGCCUGAGCAAGUUGUUGAACAGUUUAAGAAAACCCUUUAUCAACCAGCUAUUGCAAGGAAUUUAGGGAUUUUACCAUCUACGCUCCGUAAUAUCAUCAAAGGGUUCAGAGAAUGUGGAGAAAUCACUGCAGGUAAGCAGCUAAGCCCGUGACCUUCCAUCCCUCAGGCUGUACUGCAUCAACAAGCCACAUCAGUGUGUAAAGGAUAUCACCACAUGGGCUCAGGAACACUUCAGAAACCCACUGUCAGUAACGGCAGUUGGUCGCUACAUCUGUAAGUGCAAGUUAAAACUCUCCCAUGCAAGGCGAAAACCGUUUAUCAACAACACCCAGAAACGCCGUCGGCUUCGCCGGGCCCGAGCUCAUCUAAGAUGGACUGAUACAAAGUGGAAAAGUGUUCUGUGGUCUUGACGAGUCCAGAAAAAUGUGUCUCCUCAGUUCCCAAACGUUUACUGAGUGUUGUUAAAAGGAAAGGCCAUGUAACACAGUGGUGAACAUGCCCCUUCCCAACUACAUGGAAACGGGGUUUUUAGGUAAGUGGCACUUGCACAUGUAUGUUUAAGAAGCUCCUUUAGGUUCUGACAUCCUCCUACACCGGGGGUCAGUAACUAGCGGCUCUUUAGCGCCGCCCUAGUGCAGACCUGGGCAAAUUAAGGCCCCGGGGCCACAUGCGGCCCGUUAAGUACUUCAAUCUGGACCGCCAGACAUUCCCAAAUACUUUUUUUUAGAUCUUCAAGAUGUAAAGUGUAGCUGCCAUUAUGAUGUGCAGUCAUGUUUUUAAAUGACCGGAAGUCUUCAACUAUACUAAGUCUUUCAAUGCUUGGAAUCUGCACUUUUGCAUGAUAUACUAGUUACUAUGGUAAUCUAGUUAGUUACUAUGGUAAUCUAAGUCACGGCAGCUCCGACGAGUGGGGGUGGGGAGCGUUUCCACAGUGUCAGCCUGAAAUGUGGGUGUCAGGGACAGACGUGGAAGGAGAUUUUCACAACAAAGUUCUAAAGCUUAGUGAUAUAUCAGAUUGUAUAUUGUAUUUUUACACUUUGCGUUCAUAUUUCGCUGUUUGUCGCGUUUUUGCUUGAUUGUAAAAUAUGUCGAUCGAGACGGGGUGUGACGUUCAUAUGUUGUCAAUAUUCAGUGUUUUAUCCUUCAUAGAAAAAAUGUAAAAUUCCAUUCCGUUUUUUUAAGGCGGUCUGUCAAAACGUUUUUAGCAUUCAAUCAAACUUUAUUGUGAGGUUUUGUAUUAGUGUUCCUAAAAAUAGAAAUACCGGCCCCCAGACACAUAUCUUUCUCUAAUUUUGGCCCCCCCAGUCAAAAUAGUGGCUCCCUGGACCGCUUUCAGAGAUGUGUGAAAAUGGAAAAAGAUGAAGAAAAAAAUACAUAUUUUUGUUGUAGGAGAACAAACAUGACACAAACCUUCUAAUUGUCAGAAAUCCCACUGUUUAUGUUAUACAUGCUCCACUAUUUGGCAAGCAGUUUUGUCCUACUAAUUUCAGCGGGACGACGUGUUUCAUGCCACUCUUUCUUUGUCUCAUUUCGUUCACCAAACAUUUUUUACUGUGCGUGAAUGCACAGCAGGUGAGCUUUGUUGAUUUUGACUGAUUUGCUGGAGUGCUUCUCAGGCAUAUUUGGUCACUGCAUGACUGCAAGCUAAUCGAUGCUAACAUGCUAUUUAGGCUAGCUGUAUGUAGAUAUGUAACCGGUGGUUUCUCCCUCUGCGUUGUGUGGAAUUGAACGGAACACGACCGACAUUACGGGUUGCUGCUCAGCUCCACUUUACUGAUAAUACAGAGAAUACAAUAGUUGUACAAUAUAUGUCUGCCAUCGUCGAGCCCCUCUCCCGUUAUCGUGGACAAAAGGGAAGUAGGAAGGCGUGUCCGACGCAUAUAUAGAGACAGGUGUCACAACAAUAUCUGUCUAUUACCUGACACGCUCUAUGUUAGCAAACCUCUCUUUGUUUAUAAUGUCUAUUUUCUGCUGGAUCUACUCUCUAUUUUAUGUUACAUAUACUGUAAUAUUGAACAUGCUAAUUGUUAUAUAUUGUAUAUAUGAUAUAAUAUAUCAAUAUAUAUCAUAUACUGUACAUAUAUUAUGUAAAUAUUACAUGUUAUAUUUUACAUUGGUAUUACAGUACAUUUUUAGUCUAUUUUAUACCUGCAUUGUCCUUUCCAUCCUUACACUUUCCAUCCUUUGUAACUGAGCUACUGUGUGGAACAAUGUCCCUUGUGGAUCAUUAAAGUUUGUCAUUUGUAGGUAUAUAUGAGCUCAUUUAAUUUCCUUAAUGUAUUUUUAAUUUAUAUUUGCAUGUCCCAUGACACUUUUCUCAUAGUUGUGUGUGUGCCAUGUUGUUCCAGACCACAGCAAACAUUACCCAGUUUGCAAAGAUUGUAAUAAAUAUAUUAGGAGGAGACAGCCUGCAGUUUCCUUUAACUUGGACACACACGUCUACACCUUUGGCCAUUUUGAGCCGGUAGUUUCCAGAAGUUCUCAUCCUGGGAGAAGCCUCCAUUUUACUAAUGAUUUCCAAUGUUGCAAAAAUGUGUAGAAUAAAAAUUUAAAUACAACAUUUCUGUCAACGA